Folsomia candida is the source of this 1200-nucleotide messenger RNA. RefSeq lists its product as uncharacterized. The coding region runs from base 56 to 1117 and encodes 353 amino acids. NCBI's taxonomy places the organism in Eukaryota, Metazoa, Arthropoda, Collembola, Entomobryomorpha, Isotomidae. The record is from RefSeq and is a predicted model, not a curated record. The transcript has 7 exons.
ACGUGGGGUAGCACAAAUCUGCCAGAAUCAUUCCAAUACCUUAGACAAAGUGAACAUGAAAUACGGCAUAGCUUUGCAAGUUGCCCACCUGCUGGCCGGGGUGGCUUUGUUUAGCUCCAAGCUGGCCGAGGGGCAAUGGACACGUUGUGAGGUUGGUCAGUCGAAAGUGGUAAUUGAUGCGUAUGGGUUCCGCACCCUGUCAUCCCCCGGGAAUAUGUUUGCCCAGUGCAGUUUCCUGAUUAAAAAGAACCCUGCCAUUUGUCAGAUACGCUUGGACUUCAGCAAUUUUAAGUAUAUGUCAGCAAACGCAACCGGCAACUGUGAAGAGGACAAAUUGACAAUUAGUAACUCUGCCACGGUUAAAGAUGGGUUUACCACUUGCGGCGAUCUCACGGGACAACAUAUGUACCUCACAUUCGGCGAGGACUGUGACACGAUUGAGGUCACUACAAAAAUGUCGCCGAUAUCUCCCUCUAGCUCGUAUAAUAUUCUCAUGACACCAAUUCCCUGCUCGUCUCCGGGCCUUGUUCCGAGUCACUGCCUUCAACAUUUCAAUGGUAGCCAGGGAGUCGUGAGAUCGUUCGAUUAUCCCAACCAGCAGCAAAACAGUCAGGAGUACACGGUCUGCGUGGAGCCGAAGGGCGGUGGCGGGGAGGAAAUCAUUUGGAAGUCGUGCGGUUCUGAGGAUGGGUACCCGAGUAGUUCACCCUUCAGCAUCACGACAAAUCCGGUCCCGCCAAAAAUCUGUGACACAGAUUGGGUCGCGAUUAAUGGGGACGUCCCGCGAUGCGACAAGUUCCCGACAAGUGUUCGCUCUACCUGGAAACCAUUCCUGCUCAAUGUCAACUUUAACGAGGAGGAAAUCCCACCUCCCCGAUUCGGAGAAAAUCUCGGAGAUGUCGAUGACGUUUACUCCUGCAUUGGUGUUGGCGUAGCUUCCGGUGGGCUUCUUAUGUGUGCGUGGUUUCCUGAAACUGGGCCUGGUGUUGAGGGCACUUGCCAAUGUGACAUAAAUCCAAUAUUUUUCUCACCUGGGAUCGAUGUUAACGUUUUCUUUGGACCACCGCCGGACAUGGGAAAUACUGGAUUUUGCUUGAAAUAUGAUAUGCAAAUUUAGGAAUAGAGAUAUGUAUUCUUUGCGCACGCAUAAUUGUUUGACUUACAAGGUCAAGUUGCAAAUAAACUAAAAUUUGAAUGAAA